CUCUCAAGAACAAUUCCCAAUCUUAUCUUCUUCUAUAAACAGAGUCAUCUUUGCAGUUUACGGCGAUCUCGAAGUUAUCUGAAAAUGGUGCUUAAUUCCUUCGUACAAGUUCAUCCCGAUUCCCAUUUCCCUCUUGAAAACCUUCCUUAUGGCGUUUUCAAGCCUCAACAAGGCGGAGAACCUCGCCCCGGUGUUGCGAUUGGUGACUACGUGUUGGAUCUCUCUGCUAUCUUUUAUGCUGGUCUCUUCGAUGGUCCCAUCCUCAGCAACUCCGAUUGCUUUAUUCAGCCUUCUCUUAACAAGUUUCUCGAAAUGGGACGACCUGCGUGGAAAGAGGCUCGCGCGACCCUCCAAAAACUACUGUCGUCUGACAACCCAACCUUACGUGACGAUGCAAGUCUGAGGGCAAGAUCGCUUUUGCCAAUGGACAAGGUACAGAUGCUUCUGCCUGCUGUGAUAGGGGACUACACGGAUUUCUUUUCUUCGAUGCAUCAUGCAAAGAACUGUGGAACCAUGUUUCGUGGACCAGAGAAUGCAAUUCCACCAAACUGGUUCCACCUCCCUAUUGCAUAUCAUGGGCGGGCAUCAUCAAUUGUUAUCUCUGGUACUGAUAUUAUUCGUCCAAGAGGUCAAGGCCGCCCUGUUGGCAAUUCUCCACCAUAUUUUGGACCUUCGCUGAAGCUGGAUUUUGAGUUAGAGAUGGCUGCUGUAGUUGGUCCAGGCAAUGAAUUAGGAAAGCCUAUUGAUGUUAAUGAGGCCGCAGACCAUAUCUUUGGACUUGUAUUGUUGAAUGACUGGAGUGCUAGGGAUAUCCAGGCGUGGGAGUAUGUGCCACUAGGGCCUUUUCUUGGGAAGAGUUUUGGUACAACAAUGUCCCCUUGGAUUGUGACCCUAGAUGCUCUGGAAGCUUUUGCUUGUGAUGCUCCCAAACAGGAACCUCACCCAUUGCCGUAUCUGGCUGAAAAGAAUUCCAAGAACUAUGAUAUUUCUCUAGAGGUUCGGAUCAAACCUGCUGGACAGGAACAUUCAUCUGUUGUCACGAGUAGUAACUUCAAGCACCUAUAUUGGACGCUGACCCAACAACUUGCUCACCAUACAAUCAAUGGCUGCAACUUAAGGCCUGGGGAUCUUCUUGGGACUGGGACCAUAAGUGGACCUGAACCAGAAUCUUUUGGAUGCUUGCUUGAGUUAACAUGGAAUGGACAAAAUCCAUUGUCUCUAAAUGGUUUACCUCGUACAUUUUUAGAAGAUGGAGAUGAAGUCAUUUUCGCUGGUUGUUGCAAGGGAAAUGGGUACAAUGUAGGAUUCGGAACAUGCUCAGGAAAGAUCCUUCCGGCCCCUCUUUAACAAAGUUUUCUGGUUUUUAUUAGUCUUGUAAUUGUUCCUGAUAUUGGUCUCAUGACAUCAAUAGAGUUGUUAAAUCUGUAAGGGGAAUUGAGUGACCUUAUAAUAAGCAGAAUCGGUCAGCAUGAGACUUGAAACU
Telopea speciosissima is the source of this 1483-nucleotide messenger RNA. RefSeq names its product fumarylacetoacetase. The record is from RefSeq and is a predicted model, not a curated record. The transcript is spliced from 15 exons. The coding region runs from base 85 to 1347 and encodes 420 amino acids. Lineage: Eukaryota; Viridiplantae; Streptophyta; Magnoliopsida; Proteales; Proteaceae. Gene Ontology annotation, biological process: homogentisate catabolic process; L-tyrosine catabolic process; L-phenylalanine catabolic process. Gene Ontology annotation, molecular function: fumarylacetoacetase activity.